Durusdinium trenchii is the source of this 486-nucleotide messenger RNA. NCBI's taxonomy places the organism in Eukaryota, Dinophyceae, Suessiales, Symbiodiniaceae. The record is from the annotation of a GenBank genome assembly.
AUGUCGAUGUUCAAGCGCUUUGUGGAGCCCGGCCGAUUGGCUUUGAUCACCUAUGGCCCUUGCGCGGUCUGGAGCCCAGACAUCGCCACACGGCAAGGCACACUUUCAAUUGUGGCCAUGUACUGCACAGUGAUGCAGUGCAUAUCUGAGGGCAAGCUGUGCACCGUCACGGACAUCGUGGAUCAAAAGAGAGUUGUUGUUGAUGGACCCGAGGAUAUCACCGGUGUGCGACGACACAUGAUGCCCAUCAAGCGCCUGAGCCUCACAGACUUCAGGUUCGUUGCCAAGAGAGGCAUUCGUGAGAAGGUGCUGAGGAAGGGCCUGGAGAAGAGUGGCAACUUGAAUAAGUUUUGGGAGAGCUCCUGGGGAAAGAAGCUGAAGACCCAGGAAGCGCGCAAGAACAUGACUGACUUUGAGCGAUUCAAGGUGAUGUGUGCCAAGCAGAAGCGAUCCAAGGAAGUAAAGAAGAGCCUCAAGAAGAAGUGA